Molecule: messenger RNA, 1380 nt
Organism: Fulmarus glacialis (Northern fulmar)
Lineage: Eukaryota; Metazoa; Chordata; Aves; Procellariiformes; Procellariidae
Gene: PI15
Product: peptidase inhibitor 15
Exons: 6
Coding region: 309-1085 (258 amino acids)
Cellular component (GO): extracellular region
Source: RefSeq, a predicted model, not a curated record
UCUCGUUUUGGCUAAGCAGAGACCUUUAGAGAAACUGCCUGUUCUGGCUCAUACAGACUGUAACAUAUAAAAGCUGUUAGCAGCUCCUGUGGCCAGAAGCUUCAAAACCAGCAGAGUUUUGUUCUGUGGGGGUUUGUAAUAAGAGACACUCCUUCACAAAGGUUCUUAGCAUCACAUAGGAGAGUGCUGUAUAUACUGGGAGAACAAUAGGCUGUAUUCUUUUUUGAUAUUGUCCAGAGAUCUGUUUUCUACUGCCCUGACUUAAAGCAGAGUACCUCUGUGGCCUAUCUUUCUCCUUUGGCCCCAAAAUGACAGUAAUCGCUGCAAUCAGUUGUGCUUUCUUAUUUUCCAUUCUCUGUGAAACAAGUGCAUUAGUGUUACCCAACUCCACUGACCUACUCCUGUCAAACAAUAAUUUCACUGACAUUGAGACGGCUUUGGCAGCUCAUUUGGACUCUGCAAAAAUUCCCAAAGCCAGGCGGAAGCGCUACAUUUCGCAGAAUGACAUGAUUGCCAUUCUUGAUUAUCAUAAUCAAGUCAGAGGCAAAGUCUUCCCACCUGCUUCCAACAUGGAAUAUAUGGUUUGGGAUGAAACUCUUGCCAAAUCUGCAGAGGCUUGGGCUGCUACAUGCAUUUGGGACCAUGGACCUUCCUACUUACUGAGAUUCUUGGGUCAGAACCUGUCUGUAAGAACUGGAAGGUAUCGAUCUAUUCUCCAGCUGGUAAAACCAUGGUACGAUGAGGUGAAGGACUAUGCUUUCCCUUAUCCUCAGGAUUGCAACCCCAGGUGCCCCAUGCGAUGUUAUGGACCCAUGUGCACCCAUUACACACAGAUGGUUUGGGCCACUUCCAAUCGUAUAGGCUGCGCAAUCCACACAUGCCACAAUAUGAACGUCUGGGGAUCUGUUUGGCGACGAGCUGUUUACUUGGUAUGCAACUAUGCCCCAAAGGGGAAUUGGAUUGGAGAAGCACCAUAUAAAGUAGGAGUCCCAUGUUCGGCUUGUCCUCCAAGCUAUGGAGGUUCUUGUACCGACAAUCUUUGUUUCCCAGGAGUAACAUCAAACUACUUAUACUGGUUUAAAUAAGUUAAGGUUUACAUUAUUUUAAAAAAAAACAUGGAUGAGUAACAAGAAGCUUGUAUAUUGAAUUUUGCAUAUAUUAUAUAUAGAGAGAUAUUGUAAUAAUACUCUGAUGUUUUCUUUUUGUAUGCUUUUGUAUAAUUAGCUUUCAAAGUAUAGUGUAAUUUGGUUUUAACAUUUUGGGAUUUAAGACUCACAUUAACCCUUUUAGAUGAACAUUUUGUUAAAGGAGAGCAAACUAAUUCUCACCUUAGCAAGUGUAGCUUCCUGAAGAUUAGGUUCUAUUAAAAGCACAUUAAAA